GUCAAACUGUUGAUACUAUUUUAAGAAAAGAUUUAUAAAAUAUAAGUGAAAAUAAACAAAGGUUAAAAUAUUUGUGACACUGCAGAAGUGAUCUGUGUGGAAAAUGUACAGAAGAGUGUGCACUAGAGGCACGUACCUAAAUACUACCUUACAAAGCAACGUCCGAUACAAAUAAAAUUAAAUAAAAUAAUAGAGAAUUUUUUCCCGUUCAGAAAUGUUUGCGAAUCGAAGUCGGUUUCCAUUGGCGAGAUUUUUAGUUGAAUGAUUGGCACUGAAUGAAAAGCAUCUCAGUUGAUUUCAAAAUGUCAACCAAACCGAAAUUCUGCUUUGAAAGUGAGCCCCAGGUAACCAUCAACGAUGUGGACGACAAGGAGGAAGAUCGGAUUGCCGCAAGCUUUGCCGGACGCACACUCUUCAUCACAGGCGGCACUGGCUUCCUCGGCAAAGUACUGGUGGAAAAAUUACUCAGGUCCUGUGGACAGUUAAAGAAAAUCUACUUGUUAAUUCGUCCAAAGAAAGGAAAGAAUCCUCAGGAGCGUAUUAAAGACAUUUUCAGCAAUGUGCUCUUUGAUAUGGUUAAGCAACAGCGUGGCGAGGCACAAAUACUAAGCCAAGUGGAGGCGAUUUCAGGCGAUGUGCUAUUACCAGGCUUGGGUAUUGCAGAGGAGGAUUUGGAGAAGUUACGUGAGGAAGUCUCCAUCGUUUACCAUUGCGCGGCGACCAUACGUUUCGAUGAACCUCUACGCAAGGCAGUCUUCAUGAAUACUCGCGGCACGCUUUACAUGCUAGAAGUGGCAGCCACUCUGAAGAACUUAGAGCUAUUUGCAUACAUCUCCACGGCCUACUGUCACCUACACAUCAAGACACUCUACGAAAAGCCCUACGAUCCGCCAGCGAAUCCACACAAUGUUAUCCGGGCAUGCGAAUGGCUGAACGACGAUGAGGUUUCCACUAUAGAAAAGAAAAUUUUAGGUAGUAUACCCAACACCUAUGCCUACACCAAAUCUCUCGCCGAAGCGCUAGUAGUAGAAAAGUUCAAUGAACUACCGGCAGUUAUACUGCGGCCCUCCAUUGUCAUCCCCGUCUGGAAGGAGCCCUUGCCCGGUUGGACUGAUAAUAUAAAUGGGCCAACCGGUCUGUUGAUCGGCGCAGGCAAAGGCGUCAUACGUACGAUGUAUUGUAACUCUUCCGGUUAUGGCGAUUUCUUGCCAGUGGAUAUUGCCGUGAAUGGCAUGCUGGUAGCCAGCUGGCGUUAUCUCACGGCGAGUGAUUCAACCCAGGUUAAUCGUGUAGCGCACAUGACUAGCUCGAAUGACAUAAAAGUGUCAUGGAAUGAGAUUAUCGAAUGUGGCCGGUGGGUUAUAGAGAACAAAUUGCCAUUGAAUGGUGUCGCCUGGUACCCAGGUGGGUCAAUGAAGUCAAACUAUUACAUUCAUCUUGUCUGCAUGGUGCUCUUCCAUUGGAUACCCGCAUUAUUUGUGGAUGCGCUGCUAAUACUAUUGCGAUAUCCACCCGUCCUCUGUCGCGUGCAGAAACGUAUCAAUAACGGCUUCCAAGUUUUCGAGUAUUAUGCGAAUAAUGUGUGGAAUUUUGAUAACUCAGAGGCGAUAAAAUUGCGGGCGAUAAUGAAUAAAAAAGAGCGUCUCACCUAUAUCAUUGAAAAGAUCGACGUGGAUCUGAUCGACUAUUUCACACAGUGUGUCCUCUGUGCGCGCCGCUUAAUCCUAAAGGAGGGGGACGAAACCAUACCAGCCGCUAGAAGACAUAUGAAAAUAAUGUGGUGUGUGGACAAAGUGGUCAAAGGCUUGUGGAUCGCAUUGAUUAGCUAUGCCUUUUAUCGUUAUGUUUUCUCCGGCUUUUUUAGUAGCUCGACGACAUUGGCUCAACCCCUGGAAUCAAUUUAGCUGAGAUUUAUUCUUCCUACGAAUUACUUCAUUUGAUUUUUGUUUUUUAAGCAAAUAAUAGUCUAAUUUUUUAUACCAAAUGAACUCACAAUUUAUUAAAUAUAAUAUAUGUAAAUAUGUA
Anastrepha obliqua is the source of this 2025-nucleotide messenger RNA. Its product is annotated as putative fatty acyl-CoA reductase CG5065. Gene Ontology annotation, molecular function: alcohol-forming very long-chain fatty acyl-CoA reductase (NADP+) activity. The transcript has 7 exons. Gene Ontology annotation, biological process: long-chain fatty-acyl-CoA metabolic process. The record is from RefSeq and is a predicted model, not a curated record. Bases 276 to 1904 code for a protein of 542 amino acids. Gene Ontology annotation, cellular component: peroxisome. Lineage: Eukaryota; Metazoa; Arthropoda; Insecta; Diptera; Tephritidae.